Schistosoma spindalis is the source of this 1977-nucleotide messenger RNA. The record is from the annotation of a GenBank genome assembly. Lineage: Eukaryota; Metazoa; Platyhelminthes; Trematoda; Strigeidida; Schistosomatidae.
UCAUCUUUAAGUCUUUCAAGAGCACAGAAUUUCUCGAUUUUCUAUGUCCAGUUUUUACAGUUAUAACAACAUUCUAACAUUACUUACCGAUUAACUUUGUUCACAUAAUCAAUUAACUCCUUUUAAUCAAUUAGAUUAGAUUUUUUUUUUCUCAUGAAUUUAUUUCUUUAUUUGAAAAUAUGUCUACUUGUAAAUUCUUUUCAGGCAUUAGGUUUUAUGGAAGGUCAAAAUCAUCAAUGUAUUCUAUGUAAAUGUAAUAGUUUUACACCAUGUACAACUAGUCUUAGAUAUUGUUCUAAAUGUAACCAUUCAUGGACAUUUCAUGCAAUAGAAAACUUUGUAAUUUAUAUCAAUCAUUUCAAUGAGCAAUUCAUAUCAGCAUCAUCAAAUAGCCUAUUAUAUAUUUUUAUAAUUUUGUACCAAUUAACGAAUUUAAUUCUUUAUGGUUGUCAAUUCAUUCCAAUUCGAAUGAAGUUUUUAUUGGAUCAUUUCAGUAAGAUUUAUUUAACAAAAUAUCAAUUUGAAGAAAUUUUAAAAAUAUUUGGUUGGUCUUUAAUAGACUAUACACGUGGUUACAUGAUAAAUAAUUGUAAACAAUCAAUAUUGAAUAUGUGUACACCUGAUGAAGAGUAUAUAAUUUUAAAAGAAAUUAAAAAUUUACCAAAUUUGAAAUUAUUAGCUGACAAUUUAUUAAAAACUAUUCAACUUGAUCUUAUUCAAGAGACAGAUAUAACAAAUAUGAAUAUUAUACAAAAUAAUGAUUUAUGCAAAGUUCCAUUGGCUUCUGUGUCAUUCUUGAAUAAUAAUAAUAAUAAUAAUAAUAAUAAUAAUAAUAAUAAUAAUAAUGGUCAUGAUAAGUUUUCAUCGAUAGUCAGUUCAAUUCCUGGUGAGAAUGUUCGCUCAGUUGGUCAGAUUCCUGAUGAUGAUGAUAAUGAUCAGACUAACUUUCUACAACAUAAUCAAUUUAAAGGACAAGAAAUAUUGAAUAUGAAAAAUGAAAUAUUCAGUGUAAAUCCCGAUCUUUUACUGAAUUGGAUUAGUAAAUUUCCAUUGAAUAUGUUAAGCUAUCAAAAUCAAACUGAAAGAUUAAUUAAUCAAAUGAAAAAUCUUAAGAAUAUUAUUCCUACUUAUUGGACAGAUAGUCUUGGCAAAGAAGCUAGACAUAUUUAUUCAAAUCAACCUCAACAAUCUGAUAAUGUUUCAACUGAAGAAAGUAUACAGAAUAUACAAGUAAUAACUACUGAAUAUGCUUAUGAUCAUUAUUCUUUGAAAUAUCCAUGUAUUCCAAUUACAAUAAAUCAGACUUUAAUAAAGAGUAAGAAAUUCGAACAAAGAAAUAAGAAGCGUGUUAUGUGUCCAAAUUGUAGGAAGACAUUCUGUGAUAAAGGAGCACUUAAAAUCCAUCAUAGUGCAGUUCAUUUGAAAGAAAUGCAUAAAUGUACUAUAAAUGGAUGUAAUAUGUGGUUUAGUUCAAGACGAAGCCGUAAUCGUCAUUCAGCCAAUCCUAAUCCACGUUUACAUAUAUUACAUAUGAAUAAAAAUAAUGAAAAUCACAAUAAUGUUGUAAAUUAAAUUAUGUUAUUCCUCAAGUGUAUUUCGGUACUUCGAUUCGUUAAACGCUUUAUGAUGCUGUUUCUUUCUAUAAUUCUUCCACUCAUAGACUUAGUAAAUCACUACAAUUGAACACCUCCAAUAACGGAUAUCAUCGAAAUGACAAUCUUCUUUUCUGAAUAGACGCUUUCUUCUUCAACAUUGUCAAUAAUGAAAAUAAUGGGACUGGAGUUGAAUCAAUGGUCUAAUCGGUUGAUGAUUAAAAGUUUCGAACCUCAGUUUUAUUUUUUUUUUUGAAUGUUUUUGAAUUACCAAACAUAUGACACAGUUCGAACCAACUUUUUAUUUUUUCUUCUAACCGUACAUCAUGAGAUUAUUGCAAUUCAAAAUAAAUAAAAUAAUAAAAGAUAUUGGAAUUUCAGAUUA